This is a messenger RNA of Lithohypha guttulata, 909 nucleotides long. RefSeq lists its product as uncharacterized. The transcript has 6 exons. The coding region runs from base 1 to 909 and encodes 302 amino acids. Gene Ontology annotation, molecular function: oxidoreductase activity. The record is from RefSeq and is a predicted model, not a curated record. Lineage: Eukaryota; Fungi; Ascomycota; Eurotiomycetes; Chaetothyriales; Trichomeriaceae.
AUGACCACGCCAGGAUACAUCAAUUCAGGCGUCAUCACUACGGACGUGAAAACUGAUACCAGCAACGUCAAUGGAAAGACUGCCAUAGUUACAGGAGGCGCCAGUGGCAUAGGUGAGGCUUAUGUUCGUGCUUUGGUCAAAGCUGGAGCCUUUGUCGUUAUUGCGGACCUAGACGAAGAGGUUGGGCACAAUCUGGCCAAAGAAUUAUCUAGUUCAGAGAUCAAAUUUGUCAAAACGGACGUCACGAAAUGGACUGAUCAACUCGCCAUGUUCAAGACAGCAAUUUCAAGCUCACCAUCCGGAAGAAUUGACAUCGUCAUCGCGAAUGCUGGAAUCAGUGCUGCUGACUCCAUCUUUGCCAACAAUCUCGAGCUGGACGAGCCAGAAGAACCUCGCCUUAACGUCAUCGACGUCAACCUGACAGGAGUGCUCUACACUGUCAAACUUGCACUCUUCUACUUCCGCAAGCAGAAUGCUGCACGCAAAGAUGGGGAUCUGGACCAGAAUCUGAUCCUCCAAGGUAGUCUAGCCGGAUAUCUUGACCUACACGGGGCCGUCCAAUAUAGUGCGUCAAAGUGGGGACUCCGAGGGAUCAUGAGAUGUUUGAGACGCUCAGAACUGUCACACAACAUCCGAGUGAACUAUAUUGCACCAUGGUUCAUUCAGACGAAAAUCAUGUCUGAGGCCUUUGUGCAGUAUUUGCAACAACGAAACGUCGACUUUGCUACCGUUGAGGAUGCAGCCGAAGCCGCGUUGAAGAUUAUCUCUGAUACCAGAGUCAAGGGUCGGUCACUAGCUAUUCUACCUCGUAGCCUCAACCUGCAAGGUUACCAGGACCUCGAUAACGAUGACUAUCCGGAUGAUACUUUGUUGGGCAGAUUACAGGAUAUGGUAUUGGUUAAUUCUUGA